AUGAGGCCGAACAUUCGCGCUCUCGAUGGCUUGCUUCAUAUAUGCUACGACCUGCCCCACCGUGUUCAUACAGCUAAAUCAUACCCACUGCCUUCACCCAAUGGCUCCACAAUUUUUGUUUACGGGCAUGAGCAGGGUCUUCGCGUUGUCUGGAGAGGAGGACGAGCUUUCAAGCACCAGCCAAUGGCUAUGGAGAAGAAGCCCACGUCCAACAACGCAAGUGAGGGUGCAAUCAUGAUUAUUGAUUCUGAUGAAGAGGCGCCUGAGAAAUCUGAGCAGCCGCCGUAUCAUGACAAUCCAGAUUUCGAAGAAGAGGAUGGCGAGUUCGAUGUUUCCGAGCCUUAUGAUCCUGUUGUACAGACGCUGGAUCUAUCACUUGGUGUUGAGGUUCUACAUCUGGAUUUCCCUCGUCUGCCGGCAGACGCUCAGAAGUCAAGCCUAGAAUCACUACCCAUCCUCUUUUCUCAGAAGCUUGUUCUUGCUGUGGCUUGCUCUGAUUGUUCGGUCAGAAUACUUCUGGUCCCUCUUCUGCCACCCUCUCCACAAAGUAUGUAUAGACUCGAAUUGAGGAAUACGGCUUCCAAUUUGGUCAUUGGAAAAAGCGUAUUCGGUGAACAGAUGUUCGUGCUUUCGAGCGGUACUACACAUCGAAGCAUCCCUAAAAGUGUUUCGAUAACCAUGACAUCGACCCCUCCAGAAGAUCUGAAAGACGUUGGUAUGGCCGAAGAUGAUACCAGCAGUAAGAAACCGGAUCUACGACGUAACGUCUCACGGUCUGCUUCGCGAAGUCGCAGUAGAUCUCGACUUGGAGAUCAUCAAUGGGACUUGCUCAUUGCAUCGCACUCUGCAGACCUCUCAGGCCUACUCCUGAUCCACAGGAUCCCUAUACUUGUGGGGGAAGCGGGCUUAUCUCCCGAGUUGCACAUUCCAUGGCGGACUCAAUAUCUUGCCUCACCAACCGUAUCAGUAUAUUUCAAUUCUGCACUCUAUCCGGCAUCGCGGCACUCUCAAUUACUGAUCGCAGAGGCGAAGGGUGUGGUAAGGAUACUGGAUUGUCUCCCUCAGUCCAAAGCGGCCGAAGGCUCCUGGCGCUUAUCCCUUUACACCGACUUUGAGACUUUGCAGGACUCCAAAUCAAGGCGUAAGCCCAUCUUAGACGCGCAAUGGGUCUUGGGGGGCAAAGCCAUCCUAGCGCUGCUGGCAGAUGGUAAGUGGGGCGUUUGGGAUCUCGAAAACGCAGGCCCGAAACCCACAGACGGGACCAAUCCUCUUUGGAGCACGUCAGUAGAGCCUCUGACGAAAUUCGCGCUUCAGGGUUGGGUUGGCGAUCCAUUGAAGUCGAGGACGUUGCUCAAGAGCUCGAGCACGAAUACAGAAAAGAUAUCUAAAUUAGCUCCCAUGACACCUGGUACCCGCAAAAUAAGACAGCAAGCAUUGUUUACAGAGCCCACACCUCAAUCAGACGGGCCUAUGCGAGGUGGCCUUUCUGUAUCCCCAGUCCACGAUGCGUCAGAAACUAGAGCAGAUGACGAAGCUGUGCUUGCAUGGCACGGAAGUACCGUUGCCGUGAUACCCAGCCUCUUCAUCCAUUGGCAAAACAAAGCCCGAGGAUCUGGAAAUCUCUUUGGGAGUGGGGCCAAAGGUGAACCAAAGAUGGUCUAUAACAUCCAGCCAGGUGGAGAAUCGUGCAAGGAGGCCUCUCUAAUGCCAUCCUCUCACCGCUUGGGGUCAGCGAAGGACGAAGCAACUCAUCCAGACAUACUCGUCACGGGAGAUCAUCGACUUGUGAUCGUAACUUCGCCUAUUGCAGAGCCACAAAUGCCUUUCUCUCCCCCUUCGCCACUUCUCUCAUCCACGACCGACCAGCAGCUGCUAACCAGAGGAGACCUUGACGUGAAUGGAAUGGACCGAAUCCUGGCCGGUAUGUCAAAGAGUCAAACCACGCCAACCCGCAGCUCCCCGAGUCUGUCUCAUACGAAUGGCAACAUCUUCCUGGUGUCGUAA
Letharia columbiana is the source of this 2004-nucleotide messenger RNA. RefSeq lists its product as uncharacterized. The record is from RefSeq and is a predicted model, not a curated record. The transcript is spliced from 2 exons. Gene Ontology annotation, molecular function: protein binding. NCBI's taxonomy places the organism in Eukaryota, Fungi, Ascomycota, Lecanoromycetes, Lecanorales, Parmeliaceae. Bases 1 to 2004 code for a protein of 667 amino acids.